Messenger RNA from Sebastes umbrosus (honeycomb rockfish), 1956 nucleotides. It is a transcript of the gene nceh1a, whose product is annotated as neutral cholesterol ester hydrolase 1a. Gene Ontology annotation, cellular component: membrane. Bases 134 to 1393 code for a protein of 419 amino acids. The record is from RefSeq and is a predicted model, not a curated record. The transcript has 5 exons. NCBI's taxonomy places the organism in Eukaryota, Metazoa, Chordata, Actinopteri, Perciformes, Sebastidae. Gene Ontology annotation, molecular function: carboxylic ester hydrolase activity.
AAUGUGUAGUGCUAUAAUUAGUGUUACCUCUGGAGCCUGGUUGGCCCUCGUAGAGAGCAUCAGAGUCAGUUUGGAUCCUCUGUCAGCUCGUCCAUGAGUCACAGCUGGAGACACUGAAGCUGUCAGAUCCAAGAUGAGGCUGCUUCCAGCUGCUGUUACUGUGUCACUAACGGUGGCCGUCGCUUAUUUCAUCUACAUCCCGCUGCCUGAUGCCAUCCAGGAGCCCUGGAAGCUGAUGAUGCUGGAUGCUGGAUUCAGAGCAACGAUGCACCUGGCCUCUUUGAAGGCCUGGCUCGGCUUUGAUCAUUACAUCAAGACAAUCAGGGAUUCCACAGAGGGUUUCGACGGCAUGAUGGAGGGGCUGCGCAAUUCUGAGAACGACGGAGAGGUCUUUCCCGGAGUUAAAGUCAGCGACAUCACUUUCGCCGGCGUCCCGGUCCGUGUGUACGAGCCCCCGGCUGGAGGGGAAGGUCAUCUGAGGAGAGGGUUGAUGUUUUUCCACGGAGGAGGCUGGGCCCUCGGCAGUGGCAAGAAGGGGACGUAUGAUUCGAUCAACCAGAUGUUGUCCGACGAGCUCAACACUGUUGUGGUAUCCGUUGAGUAUCGCCUGUAUCCAGAGGUGCACUUUCCAGUGCCGUAUUUGGACUGUCUCGCUGCUGCCAAGCACUUCUUGUCCCCAGAGGUUCUGGCCAGGUAUGCCAUCGACCCCGAGCGUCUGGCUGUGGCAGGUGACAGUGCUGGAGGAAACCUGGCUGCUGCGGUCUCUCAGGAGAUUGCCAUAGAUGAAACUAUGAGUGUGAAAUUCAGCGUCCAGGCGUUGAUCUACCCAGUGCUCCAGGCUCUGGACUUCAACACGCCCUCCUACUUGCAGAAUGGAAAUAUCCCCAUCCUGUACCGGACCCUCAUGAUCCGCUUCUGGCUGCAGUACCUCAAUGCUGACCUCUCCCUGCUGCCCCAGCUGCUGGCUAACAACCACAGCGCCUUACACCACUCAAACAUCACCCCAGAGCUGAGGGCGCGGUUCGACUGGACCGCCCUCCUUUCGCCGAAACACAAGAAGAACUACAAGCCUGUGGUUGUGGAAAAAGGUUCCCAGGGGGCGGUGAAGGAGAUGUCCGGGCUGCUGGACGUGAGGGCGUCACCACUGUUAGCAGGACCAGAGGUUCUGGCUAAAUGCCCUCGAGCAUACAUCCUAACAUGCGAGAAUGACGUGUUGAGGGAUGACGGCCUGAUGUACGCGCGGCGCUUACAGGACGCAGGCGUCGCAGUUACCAGCGAGCACUAUGAGGAGGGCUUCCACGGAUGUUUCAGCUUCAUAUCUUGGCCGGUGGAAUUUGAUGUAGGGAAGAGAGCACUCAGGGGUUACCUCAACUGGCUGCAGAACAACUUGUAAGAGUGUGUAUGUGUAUGUGUGUGUGCAAGUGAGUGAAAGUGUCUUCAUGUGUGCAUGCAUGUGUGUGUUUGAUACAAAUGCACUAAUCUUUGCUUUAUGAAUCAUGGACUUGCUAAGGGCUAAUACAUCUGCUCUUUGUUUAAAAAUACAAGCUCAGGGACCUCAUGUUCCUGUAGAAUACACACACACACCACCUGGAUACAUAUGGAGGUUUGUUAGCACUGUAAUGUCUGUUGGCAGUGGAGAAGGGCAAAUAUGUUAACAUUAACACUGUGACCAGCUAACAAACAUACUUAACAGAUGCACAGCCACUAAUGGAUAAAUUAAUCAGCUGCUUCCACUGGGAGGAACCACAUCAGUACACCGAUUCUUACACAUGAGCAAGAGAUGUCACAUGUAAUUGGUUUUAUACCUAACUUUUAGAAUAAAACAAACAGAAGUUCAUGUUAGCAGUGGUUUAAACUGUCUGAAGCAAUUUAAAAAAAAACAAAACAGGAAUUAUGUUUUGUCCAUUUUGGUCCCGACUAAAAUAUCUUAAAAAGGUACAGUGUGUAGGAAGUGGC